Messenger RNA from Caenorhabditis elegans, 301 nucleotides. It is a transcript of the gene T19H5.7, whose product is annotated as Knot1 domain-containing protein. Lineage: Eukaryota; Metazoa; Nematoda; Chromadorea; Rhabditida; Rhabditidae. The transcript has 2 exons. The record is from RefSeq and is marked reviewed. Bases 14 to 220 code for a protein of 68 amino acids.
AUACGAAUAAAAUAUGUCGAAAGCAAAUUUAUAUUCUAGUCUGUUUCUUCUAUUGCUGAUUUUUUCCUUGGUUGCAGCAAAAAUUGAUAUAACUGAUGAUGGUUGGGGAUGGUGCACAAACAAGAAAUGUGAUGAGAAAUGUCAAAUGGCGAAAUAUAACUUUGGAACUUGUGAAUUUUACUUGCUAAUUCGAUCAAGAUGUCUGUGCGUUAAUAUUUGAUAAUUUUCAAACCGCGUGAAACUUUUAUUGCAAAUUUCAUUAAAUCAAUAUUUUUGGAAACGAGAUAAAUAUUUGGUUGUA